Lathyrus sativus (Indian pea) is the source of this 1506-nucleotide messenger RNA. NCBI's taxonomy places the organism in Eukaryota, Viridiplantae, Streptophyta, Magnoliopsida, Fabales, Fabaceae. The record is from the annotation of a GenBank genome assembly.
AUGGCCUCCUCUCCAAAAGACGAUAACCAAAGAUCUGUUAAAAGAGUUGCUGUUGUUGGUGCUGGUGUAAGUGGGCUUGCUGCGGCUUACAAAUUGAAAUCACAUGGUCUAGAUGUAACUGUUUUGGAAGCUGAAGGAAGAGCUGGAGGGAGGUUAAGAACUGUUUCUCAAGACGGUCUAGUUUGGGACGAGGGGGCUAAUACAAUGACUGAAAAUGAAACAGAGGUUAAAGGUUUGAUUAGUGCUCUUGGACUUCAAGAAAAGCAACAAUAUCCACUGUCACAGCAUAAACGCUAUAUUGUGAAAAAUGGGACACCACUUCUGGUACCUGCAAAUCCUGCUGCACUGUUGAAGAGCAAACUGCUUUCUGCACAGUCAAAGAUCCAGGUCAUUUUUGAACCAUUUUUGUGGAAAAGGAGUGACUCCUCUACUGUGCGUGAUGAAGAUUCCGAAGAAAGUGUUAGCAGAUUCUUCGAACGUCAUUUUGGGAAAGAGGUUGUGGACUAUCUCAUUGAUCCUUUUGUUGGAGGUACAAGUGCAGCAGAUCCUGAAUCUCUUUCUAUGCGCCAUUCUUUCCCAGAGCUAUGGAAUUUGGAGAAAAGGUUUGGCUCCAUUAUAGCAGGGGCUUUACAAUCCAGCUUAUUCGGCAAAAGGAACAAAACUGUAGAAACUAAAGAUGCACCAAGAAAAAACAAGCACCAGCGUGGUUCAUUUUCUUUUCAUGGUGGGAUGCAGACACUGACUGAUACACUGCGCAAAGAGCUUGGCAAAGAUGACCUUACAUUAAAUGCAAAGGUUUUGGCACUAGCUUACAGUCAUGAUGGAAGUUCCUCUUCGGAAAACUGGUCAAUUACUUGUACUUCUAACAAAAAAAUACAAGAUGUUGAUGCAGUAAUUAUGACGGCUCCUCUAGGUAAUGUCAAAGACAUCCAGAUAAAAAAAAAGGGAAUCCCCUUUUCACUUAAUUUUCUUCCCGAGGUGACCUAUUUGCCAAUCUCGGUCUUAAUCACCACCUUUAAAAAAGAGAAUGUAAAGAGACCUCUGGAGGGAUUUGGAGUUCUCGUUCCUUCAAAAGAGCAACAAAAUGGCUUUAAAACUCUCGGUACACUUUUUUCCUCUAUGAUGUUUCCAGAUCGAGCACCCAGUGAUAUGCAUCUCUAUACCACCUUCAUAGGGGGAACUCGAAAUCGGGAACUUGCUCAAGCUUCAACUGAUGAACUUAAGAAAAUCGUCACUUCUGACCUGAGAAAGCUGUUGGGAGCAGAGGGAGAGCCCACAUUUGUCAACCAUUUCUACUGGAGUAAAGGCUUUCCUCUAUAUGGUCAUAACUACGGGUCAGUUCUUGAAGCAAUUGACAAGAUGGAAAAAGAGCUUCCUGGAUUUUUCUAUGCAGGUAACCACAGAGGUGGAAUUUCAGUUGGUAGAGCAAUUGCCUCGGGGUGCAAAGCAGCUGAUCUUGUAAUUUCCUACCUCAACAAUGCUUCAGACAAAGUGUCUGAUAAAUGA